Molecule: messenger RNA, 6436 nt
Organism: Phymastichus coffea
Lineage: Eukaryota; Metazoa; Arthropoda; Insecta; Hymenoptera; Eulophidae
Gene: mu2
Product: mediator of DNA damage checkpoint protein 1
Exons: 8
Coding region: 239-6166 (1975 amino acids)
Biological process (GO): positive regulation of transcription initiation by RNA polymerase II
Cellular component (GO): nucleus
Molecular function (GO): protein binding
Source: RefSeq, a predicted model, not a curated record
UCAUGUUGGUGUCCAUUCACGCGUUCACAGAAAAUAAGUGUUUUUUAAGAGUUUUAACUGUAUUAUGCGUGAACAAAUAAACAAUUAUAUCAACAAGAGCUAACAAGAAUUUUCAUUGAAUAAAUAUUGUAAAGUCUGACGCUAGUUUCAUCUAACGAUGAAUUUGUUGUAGUGAAAUGUUUGAGAAUCUACAAGGUGGCAUACUAAACAACUGAAAAUCGAAUAUAGAAAAAUAAAGAUGGAUAUGCCUGCUACACAAGCUAUGGACGAUGAGGACUUCGUUCCCACGCAGAAAGUGACAGAAGUUAAAGAGUCUGAAAAUUCAUUGAUUGGAUCACUCGUAAUUAAUGACCUGCAUCAUCACAUUUAUUCUGGAAUCACAAUAAUUGGAAGACAACCUGAUGAUUGUGCUAUUGUGUUGAAUGAUGAGACUGUAUCACGAAAGCAUGCAGAAAUAGAAGCUGAGACUAUUGAUAGGGCUAUUUUCAUCAAGGACCUUGGAUCAAGUAAUAAAACUAAAAUUAAUGAUAAAAAAAUACGUCCAAACUGUUCCUACCAGAUAAGGGACAAUGAUGAACUGAAUUUUGGAAGAGUUAGGACUACAUUUAAAAUUCAUCAACCUAUUGAAGAUUCAUUUAUAGCUUGUACCCCACAGAUCAAUAGAAAAGCAAUUAUUCCUGAUACUCCAAAUUCAUCUAUGAAUAAUUCAUCUGCUUUAGAGGGUGACGUAUCAAGAAUUCCUGAAACACAGGCAGAUGAAGAUGAUUCGUGUUUCCGACGUCCUUUGAUUCCUGUAAGAACUUCUAUAAGUAAUGAUCACGAGAGUCCAAAACAUGUACCGUAUACUCUUGAUAACGUUCCCUCUCCUCUAUCAAAUACUAAAGAUGAUACUGAUAUUUCUGACAUAGAAACACAAAAGUUCUUAGUCUCUGAGAAAAGCAGUAUCCAUUCUUAUAGUAAUGAAGAUUGUGAAAAAUCAUUGAAUACUUCAUAUGUAAAAGAAGUUUUACCCGAAAAACUAGAAAAUCAACCACUGCAAGAUGUUGAAACACAGGAAUCUGUACAAAUUAAAUCAGUUUCUAGUUUUAGAAGAUCACAAAACACUUCUCAAUCAAUAGAAUAUACUGAAAGGCGGACAUCUAUUUGUACAAAAUCUGAUAUUGAUAAGAGUAAUUUAACAGAUGUAUCUAUCCACAGUGCUGCAACACAGAAAAUUGAAAACCUAAUAGAAGAUUUAGAAACGCAACCUUUUUCUUGCAAUAAUUCCAAUUCUGAUAAUAGAAAGUCUGCUAAUACAUCCAUUCAUAGUGCUGAAACUCAAAAAGCUAUGGCUGAUGUUUCUAAUGAAUCUUUGAAUGAUAUUCAAACACAAAAAUUUGAAAUUAAUAAUUCUGAUCUGAAAAUUAUAUCAACGGAUGCAUCUAUUUACAAUGCUGCCACUCAAAAAAUUACACCAGAAAAUGAAGAUGUUGAUGAUCUUGAGACACAGAAAUUCGGAAGUACAAGAGCUUCGCAGAGUAAUAAUUCUCAUCAAAUUGUUGAAGGAGACCAAAUGGCUUCUAAUUUAUCGUUUUCUAUUCAAGAUAUAGAUACAAUGCCUUUUACUAAACAUGAACUAUCAUUGGCUGUCAAAUUGGAUAAUGACAUACAAAAUAAAUAUGAAAAUUUAUUAGAUUCUACUACUAGUACCAGAAAAUCUGGUAUAGACAAAGAAGUAGAAAGUUCUGAUAAUUCUAAAUUAAGUGAACAAAUACCAACUCUAUCUAAAAAAUCGAAUAAAUCAGACAUAGUUGAUGAAAUCAAUGAAAACAUUGUGCAAAAUCAAAUGCAGGCUAAUGAAACACUUAUCAAAUCCAUAACCAAAAGCUUACAUAAAAGUAUAACUAAAUUUGAUAAAUCAAAAAGUUUUGUAGAAAAUGAUGAUCAUGAAGAAGAAAUAUUUUCACAAAAUUUGAUUGAAAAUUGUCCUUUCCCUUUAUUGUUAAAUGAUUCAACAAACGACGACAAUGAACAAUCAGCAGCUAAUUUACAGAAUGAUAAAGAACUUGGAAUUAAUAAAACUGUUGACAAUGAGCAUAAUAAUCUUUCAAAUAAUGAAGAUAAUAGCACAAAUAUUAAGAAUUCUUCAAACAAUGAAGAUAAUAGCACAAAUUUGAUAAAAAAGAAAUCAUCAAUAGUAGACAACGAUGAUUCAGAAACUGAUGAAGAAGGUGCCUUUUCAUCUAAUUUGUUUAAGGGAAAGAAAAAUGAGAAAUCACAUAAAAAAAUUGAAAAUGAUUCAGAAACCGACGAAGAAGGAGUUUUUUCGAAUCAUUUGACAGAAGAAGGUGAAAAAUUGAAAAGCAAACCUGAAGGUGAUUCUGAAACAGACGAGGAAGGCUUUUUCUCCGGUCAUUCAUCUAAUAACAAUAAAAUUAUUGAUGAAUCGGAAAGCGAAGACGAAGGUGUUCUUUCAAGAAAUCAAUCAAAAAGUAAAACAAGUAAAGUUGACUCAGAUGAAAGUGUUACAAAAGCUGCAGAAGAUUCAUUUACCAAUAAAUCUACGAAAAAAGUUCCAUCUAAAAUAUCGGAGUGUUGCCUUAAUAAAGUCGAUAGUAUGGUUCAAGCAGUGUCAUCUGUUUCCGAAUCAGAUGACGACAUAUUUGAUGAAAUAAAUUCAUCAAAACCAGACAUUGCACAUUCAGAAGUAGGUCAAAAUGAUAAUGAUAAUAAAGAUGUCGUCGAGUUAGUCCCGAUGCAAAUUGUAGAAACUGAAAAUAUGAGCUUAGCGCCUACUCAGAUAGUGAAUACUAAUCAAGUGCGUCAUCGGGAAAAGGAUAAAUCUGAAGAAGCUGGUGACUUGACUUCUAUGCCGAUCAUAAAAAUACAACAUCAAGUUGAUGAAUUGGCUCCUACACAACUAAUAGAGACACAGAAUGUACGUCAUAGUACUACAGCUACCUCAGAUUUGGCGAGAAAAGAAGCACAAGAAUAUGAUCAUAUGGAUGUAGCACCUACUCAAAAAUUAAUUGAGACACAAGACUGUGCUGAAUCUUUAGCACCUAAUCAAGAAGUAGUGAAUACUCAGAAUUAUUCUGAAGAAAUGGGUACGCUACAGUUUUCAGAAUCUUUGGUAACGACACAAAUUGUCGAAAAUGAACCAAAUGAUGUAGAAAAUGAAAUUGCUACGAGCCCUUCAAAGUCAGCAAACACGACAAAGCGCCAACUAGAAAUUGCGGAAAUAACAAGUAAUAAAAAACUGAAAACAUUAGAAGGUUCACCCAAAAUUAACGUAGAUAUUAAUAACACAGUUGAACAGAAUCACAAUAAAGUGUUUGAAGGAUCGGAGGAAAAAAAUGAGAACAUUGAAGUGCCAAUAGAAACUAAACAACCGGAGAAUAUUUUGGAGUCCAAUCAAAUGAAAGAGAGUUCAGCAACAGAUUUGGAGUCAUCUAUUAGUAAACCAUCUCCUACACUCAGCAGCAAGAAAAGCAGUAUAAGAAGCAAAAUUCGUCGUAGGAGACUUACACUUAAUAAGUCAGGCUUACAAAAUGAAACACUGAAAUCCGUUAUCAAUCUUAACGACACUAUCGAGCAAAAUUUAAACGAAUUAUUUGAUAAUAGCAGUGAAAAUGUAAAAACGCUUGAACCUGAACCCAUGUUGACGCAACAACUAGAGCACGUUCUCAAUUCUCAGGAUAGUAGCCCUCGAGACAACCCUAUUGAAAGUGCAAAGGAAGAAGGAAAAACAUGUAACAUUGGUAGAAAAAAAUCGCUAUUGUCUCUAUCACCUACGAGUUUGAAUAAUUCAAUAGCCAAAUUUCAAAACACCGAUGAAAAGUUUUCAUCAAAAAAUGUGCAAUCAAUUUCAACGGAAUCAGAAAUUAUUUCAGUUACUAAGAUAAAUGAAAAGUCACAACAAAAUCAAGAUUACUCCGCUAAUCUUAAGAAAGAUAAUGUAACAAGCGAAAAGAUAACAAGCAAAAACGAUAAAACUCUCGUUUAUAGGCGAGGAACGAUCGGUUUCACGGACGCCCUUGAACCAGUGUCGCGCAACGGCAAGACGACAUCGACGACCACAACAUCUAGGACGUCGAGCUCGGCGAUGACUAAUCGGACUAAGAGAACUGUCAACGAUGGCGAUGACGACGACGAAUCGAUCCAUCAACAACCAUCUCCGAAACGCACCAAGAUCUUAGCUGAUCACCGAAAAUUGCAACAAGUUACGGUAGUUAUUUCUCCUAUCAAAGCAAAAUUAAAGAAUUUAAAGUUGCGUGAAACUCAUCUGUUGAAUAUUCUUAACGGAUCAUCCAAUUUCAAACAGUCCGAUUCGACUAAUGCAAAUAAGAGGGCUACAUCAAGAACAUUGGACAAUUCUCCUGUUGUUUCUAAGAUUACAAGAACUGAUUCACAUGAUAUGGCAGUGGAGAGUAACAUUAUCGAGGAUAAAAAUGAAAGUAAAUAUAAGUCAAAAAUCAAAAGCAAGCCAGCGGCGCGUACGAAGAAAGCCAAAAUCGAUAUAUCUUCGAAGCGAAAAGCUAAUUUGAGUAAAGAAAAUUUAGAAGAGUCCGAUGUUCAGAAACCAAGAACACGUGGAAAAGGGAGGAGAAAUCAAACUACAGAUUUAUCUGUAUUGGAAAAGGAAAGCAGCAGGGAUGAGAUAUCUGCUAGCGAUUCAGAAAAUAACAGUGUGAGAUCAACUAGAAGUAGAUUAGUUCGCCAAGCUCAAAGAAAGAAAGAAGAAAAAUCAAUAGUCACAGAUAUUAAGGUUAUUCAAGAAUCAAAUUCAGAAACAUUACAAAAGCCCAAAAAUACUACUAGAAUAAAUACAAGAGGCCGAUCAGCUAAAACUGUAGACAAGUCUAGUUCAAGUAAAAUUAAUGAGAUUGCAGAUAGUGAAAAUGACAAAACUCAAGAUACGGAAUCACAAUCGUCAAGCCAAUCAGAAUCAGUCACUACUAGAACAACUCGAAAAAAGAAAAUCAAUCAAAAGUCAGAUUCAGGCAGUUCAGAGACAAACGAAGUGGUUGCUACUACGAGAGGAAGCACAAAAAAAUCAGUUAACAAUAAAUCUGACGUAGUUUACUCAAACACAGACACGACAAUUAAAUAUAAUGAAAUGAAAGCCGAAAUAAAUGUAUUCAAAUAUAUAAAGAAAAAAAUACAUGAAAAGUCAGAUGAAACAGAUGUACGCCCCACAAGAAAAACGUAUAAAAAUGCAUCUGCUAUCGGAACAAGCUCGUCAGAAGAAUCUCAAGAAGUGUCUGAAAUUAUGAAAAACGUUUUAGAAGAUUCAAAAAAAAGAAGGAUUACGCGAAAAAGACAAGCGGUAAAAAGUAAUUUAAGCCACGUUGAAAAUAGAGAAAGUUCAGAUGACGUAUUUGAAAAACCAACUUUAAGGCCUAAACGUUCUAAAUUGUUUGUUAAAUCUGAUAAAAAUAUAUCGUCUCAUGUCUCUGAUACAGAUGAAGAUUCAACACAUACAUCACAUGAAUCUACUCGAAGAAAUAGCAAUCGAAGUGCAAACCAUACGUCUUCCUCUAAUAUUGUACUAACGCCUUCAAGAUCAAGCAAAUUGACUUCGUUUUCAACGAAGAAACUGAAAGUUUUGUUUACUGGAGAAAAGUCAGAUACCUGCCGUCAGAUUUUGACAAAACUAGGCGGUGUUGUAACUGAAGAAUUCGAUGAUUGUUCCGUUUUGGUCACAGACAAAGUGCGAAGAACAUUAAAAUUCCUUUGUUCACUUGCUCGAGGAAUUCCGAUAGCUUCUGUCAAAUGGUUACAAGAGAGUGGAAAAGCACAUCAUUUUUUAGAUUUAGAAGAGUAUAUUCUAAGCGAUCCAGAGGCGGAAGCUAAAUUUAAAUUCAAUCUGAAAAAAAGUUUGGAUAAGGCUAGAAAACAGAAAUUACUUGAAGGAUAUACUAUUGUUCUAUCACCAAAAGUGAAAGAACCUCCGGUAGAUGUAUUAAAAAAAAUAAUCAUAUCCAGUGGAGGAAAACCUCUCGUAAGAGCUCCUGUUAAAUGGCCAGAAAAAUCUGUCGUUGUAACGACACAAGAAGAGUUGGACAGUGCUAAGAAAUUGAUUGAAAAAGCUUCAAAAUCAGUCACAGUCCAAUCAGUUGAAUUUAUUUUAACUGGAAUUCUGAGACAAAAUAUAAAUCUCAAUGAAUUUCGAUUAUUAGCUUAAACAUUAUCAUUUUUUGCAAAUAACUGACGUCGCUCAAAAAUAGGAAUAACUUUAUUUUUUGUACUAUUAAGGAAAUUAUUUGUAAAGGUUAUUCGACAUUAUUAUAUUGAAAGACAAAGUUUACUUGGGAAUGUUUUGUCACCUAUGAUUUUUUUGUGUUAACUUAUUGCGUACCGUAUUAUUCGUAAUUGUAUAUACAUAAAAAAAUGUUUAUUUUGCUAUUUUCUAAUAAUUAUAAAAAAUUAUCGACUAUAUUUGUAAACAAUUGAA